Messenger RNA from Mizuhopecten yessoensis (Yesso scallop), 2739 nucleotides. Its product is annotated as alpha-protein kinase vwkA-like. The record is from RefSeq and is a predicted model, not a curated record. The transcript has 3 exons. Lineage: Eukaryota; Metazoa; Mollusca; Bivalvia; Pectinida; Pectinidae. Gene Ontology annotation, biological process: protein phosphorylation. The coding region runs from base 430 to 1419 and encodes 329 amino acids. Gene Ontology annotation, molecular function: protein serine/threonine kinase activity; ATP binding.
UCAAUGACUACAAUGAGCCUUUAGUGUACAUGUAUAAGAUUGGCACUGGAAUGGUAUUCAGAUAAAACACGUACAUAUACAUUCAUACAUCGACCUGGGAAUCUCCAGAUUUAAUUAAUGAUUUUACGGGGAAGGAAUAAGGCGAUACUUCUUGUUUUCUGUCGAUACAUACUGUGUGGAAUUCAUAAAAAUUUGAUCAGUAUUGGAUAUUCUGUGUAUUUAAUGACCAUGGGUCUGGAAUGAUCUUUUCUCCAUACAGACAAACAACAGUGUCUAGUGCAGCCGGGACACUGCAGAUAUGACGCCAACGGGAGCUACAGGCGGCACAUCCAGGAUUGGUACUGUGUGUGUACAGGUCUGAUGUCCAGAGGCAAGUGUGUGCUGCUGCUUAAAUCUGUAAUGGCUGUCUGAUUGACCAAACGUGCAGCUAUGGGCCAACAGUACAGUGUUGAAACUCUUACUGCUUCGGAUGAAAGCGAUGGCGGAAAAUACUGGUCAAGCUUUGAGCCGUAUCCAAGCAAAGUAGGUGGGCGCAAGCUAGCCUAUCUUGGCCUGCUCAAUGGUGGAGGACCAAAAGCCGGAGAGAAGUGUAUCGUCAAGGUGUUAAAGAAUGGCAUUGGUACCUACGCGGACUGGAAUUGUGACCUCAAAAAAGCUCGAGCAGCAAGGGAUAUGGCGAAAACGUUUGGUGUAGAAAUGAAAGAUCGAGAUAUCGAUGCUCACUUUAACUUCAUCAUUCCAAUUUUAGCGGAGAUCGACGAGGUUUCGAUGUUCACGUGUAUGAACGUUGUCAUGAGAAAACCUCGAAAGAAGUUUCACGAGUUUGAACUAGUAUCGAUAGAACCAUACUUGGACGGAAAAUUUGAGCUGUUCGAAUUUGGAUCGUCGAGUCAUUAUAACGCUGUCGUUGCGCAUGCGUUUUCGCAUUAUACAUGGUUGAAAUCUCGUGGUGAAUUUGUGAUAACUGGACUGAAAGGAGUACAACAGUUGAACAAAUACAACUUAACAAUUCCUACAAUACAUUCUCGUUCCCAGAAGUUUGUACAUACCGACAAAGGGUAUAAAGGGAUCGAGGAUUUCUUUUCUACGCAUCGCUGUAACGAUUUAUGUCGGGUAUGGCCAAGACCAGAUAACGUACUACAGCGGCCCAAACUAAGCAACAGUGAAAUAGACAUGAUGUCACUCCAGCUACAGAACAUGGCGGAAAUACAACCAAAGGGGGCGGCACCCGCAGCUAUGCGCAUGUCUGUGAGUGAUAUGUAUCUGAUGCGAAACUAUCCCAUUAGAACCGGAAGUCAUCAAGAUAGUCGAAACUGCGCAUGUUCUUACUUUGGAUUACAGUGUUCUCAUAAGCAUCACCCAGUAUCCAUGGUAAUGUGUACUACCAGGUCGGCAUUGGAAAAUGACGUGUUUCUAUGACGCUUCACCCAAUGAGGAGGCGUGCGGUAUGUUUGAGAUGGAAUAUCAACCAAAGACGUGAAAGUAUGUAAAUCAAAAUUCAUACAAUGCAGAAGGGAUAAUUAAUUACAAAUAAUUGUAGAUGACGACACAGUUGCUUUCUAAUUCUAUUGUCUUUUUAUGUUGAUUACGCAGACCGAUAAUAGUGUUCAGUACUACCAAAGGUUUUGAUAGCAAUAAUGUCUUUGAAAAUACAUUUACAUAAGACGUUAUGUCUUAUCAAUUACUUCUGAAAAUCGAGCAUAAUAUCAAAAUUAUAUUGUCACGCGACAAAAUACGUUAUUCUUACUAAUAAAGUUCCGUGUUCAGUGUUCCACAUAGAUAUAUUGAUGUUUGUAUUUGUACUCAUUCAUUGUAUGGCUUUGAAAACUCGCACUACACUGAAAAUGAAACAAUGUUGUAAAACGUAAGAUAUGAGUUUAGGAAUUGUGUUGACGCUAUUGGGUAUAGUGGUUAAGUUAAAAUCAUUCAUGUUUUUCUGAACAUAUCUUUUUAGUGACAAGCGUUUCUUAACCAAAAAAAGGUCCACAAAGUACGGACUAAUGGCGUACACAGUAUUCGGACUUUUAUCAAUAGUAUAAGGUCCCAAAGUUCAUAAAUAUCAACAUAUCAUGAUAUUGUUGUCUUAUUGUAGUGACUUUGAUUUUCUAUCAUCUCCUUGUAAUUUUUUUUUAAUAUGUUUCCUUAAAUCAUAUUUGUGAAUCCUCAAAAAGCAGUUCAUCGUAUAAAAUCUGUCACAUGACAUAUCAUUUACUGUUUCAGUCACAAACAAAUAUUACACAAAAUCUCAGCAUGUUAUUUAAAAGCGUAACAACAGAUAAAUCACAUGGCAUGAUAGUCAGUAUCUAACAGAAAUCCGUGUAGUAUUUAACAAUGGUGUUUGACAAUGGUGAAAGAGAUAAGAGGAAACGUAUAUACAUGCUUGGUUGCAUAAGCACGUGGGACUAAUGCAGCAACUACACUUUACGUCAUUACAAAAUAAAUCGAUAUUAUUUUAAUAAGAUUCAUCACUUUGAAAAUAUGUAUGUUUCAAAGUUUAACUUUAUACACCAACAAUGUACUAUCAAACGUGUCUCAACGUUUCAAGACCGGUUGGUCCCUUCGUCAACAGUCGUCUGUUGAAUAGUCGAACUACUCGGUAGUGAAACGGACGUAGACCAUUCAAACGUACAAUUCGUCAACAGCCAUUAGCUUAGUAAAUGAACCAUUCUCGAUAUCCAGGGGCUACGCUCACUAAUGCUAUCUGCACCCCAGGAAUAUGUCAUAGCAAAAUUGUAGGAA